GCGGUCCAGGGAAGGAAGGCAGCUGUCAUCAAGGCCAGCCCUCUCUCCCGCAGCCCCUCUGACUCCACCCCCGCAGGCUCAAGGGAAGACACACUCAGCCACCUCCCAGAUCGUCCUAGACCAAGUUAGCCCACCAAAAGGGGUCUCUCCCACCCCACCCCACCCUUUCCCUACGCACCCCAAGCUUCCCACGGGACGAAGGAGUGGCAGCGUCACGCGGGACGCCCCUAUGGCCAGUUCCACGUCCCAAGCGGACGAGAUUCUGGUCACACGGCAAAUUUGCAGCCUGGGCCUUCUACCACCGCCGAAGAGUCAGUGCGGCGUGCCCUUGGCGGAGGACGUGGCCGAGCUGUCCGUGCAGGAUGCCUCCGGCAAAGGGAUCCCGUUUGGAGAGCUCUUCCGGGAGCGCCGGGCUAUCGUCGUGUUCGUGAGGCAUUUCUUGUGUUACACGUGUAAAGAAUAUGUGGAAGAUCUGGCCAAAAUCCCCAAGAGUUUCUUACAAGAUGCUAAUGUCACACUAAUCGUUAUUGGACAGUCAUCUUUCCAACACAUUGAGCCUUUCUGCAAGUUGACAAGGUAUUCUCAUGAAAUCUAUGUCGACACUGAGAGAAAAAUUUAUAGGAAACUUGGAAUGAACAAAGGUGAAGGAAUUGCUUCAUCGGAGCAGAGUCCGCAUGUGAAAUCCAACCUACUCUCAGGAAGCAUUCAAAGUCUGUGGAGAGCCGUGACUGGCCCUGCCUUUGAUUUUCAAGGAGAUCCAGCUCAACAAGGUGGAACACUCAUUUUGGGUCCUGGACCUAAGUGGCCUGCACUAUUUAUAAUGAUCUCCAUUGACAGAGCUGGUAACAACAUCCAUUUUAUACAUCUUGAUAAGAAUAGACUAGAUCACAAGCCUAUAAAUUCCAUUUUGCAGCUUGCAGGAGUUCAAACAGUGAACUUUACAAAUAAAUCUUUCAUAAUUCACAUAUGAUUUAGAGACACAUGCUUCUCUUUUCAAGACUUUGUCCUGAGAGGGGGAAAGUCUUCAAAAUACAAUUAUGAAAUGAUUAAGAAAUAGCCUAUCUGAUAUUGCUUUUCUAAACUUAUUCUAAAUGUCACUACGAAAUAGCAAAAGUAUUUAUAAAGAAUUCUUUUUGUAGCAGGUCAUAGCUUACAUACUUCCAUUCAGUUCACUUAAUGCACAGAAAAAUCUGUCCAGUGUCACAGAUGGCAGACCACCUGUUUAGUCAUCUGGUAGCCCCUUCUGGUUGAAUAUCAGGGGGACUGGAUAAGAAAAUGUUGAUUGUUCAAUUCAACCCACAUUCAUGGAUAAAUAGUCACAACAAACACAUGUUCAACUGACAGUUUUGCUAUGAAUUACUUCAUUUUUAUUUUCUUUUUUGCACAUGUGAUAGCAUAGAGAUGAAAUGUUUGAAAGUUAAGUGAUAUAUUUAAAAUAUAGGCAAAUGUAUUUUUUACAAAGCAAUGUUUUCAUAUUUUCAAAAAACUGGGAAUAUUUCUUAUAGUAAAUAAUAUAUAAUAAAGAUAACUAAUAAGAACAAUUACAAAAAGAUUAUCCUUAAAGAGCCCAGACAUUGAUCAGUAGGGAAUAUGCAAAGAAAUCACGGGAAAUCCAUAAUUUAUCACUGAAGGAUGCAAAAACUUAGCAUCUACUAGAUGAGACACAAUCAAUUGCAUAGGUAUACAUCGGAAACUCACCAUCCUUUAUAAACUAACAGACAAUAAAUCCCCAACAAAUAUAGAUCCCCAAAUAUCUUUGAAGAUUCAGUAGAUAAACAAUACUGAAGUAACAUCAUUAAAGGUAGAACCAUUUCCCCCCCAAACCAGACAUAACAUUGAUCCAUAAAAAUUUAAUAGUAAUUUUUUAAAACUCUUGCUUUCUAUCUUAGAAUUAAUAUUGUGUAUUGAUUCCAAGGUAGGGUCAAAUAGUUAAGAGUCUGAGGCAAGACUUGAACUCAGGUUCUCCCUUCUCUAGGCCUGGCUCUCAAUUAAAUGGACCACUUUGCUGCCCCCAAUAAUGUUUAAAAUCUAUGCUCCCCUACCACUCAUAAUCUCCCAAUUAAAAGCUUUCCAAAUAUAGAGGUAAUUAAAACCAUAUGAGAAUAACAUAAAGUAUGUGUCAUCUCUGCCCUCUUGCCUACUACUCUUGGCAUUGUCCUAAAGGUGCUUUCAGUGAAACAACAGAGGUGCCAAUAUCCCAAUGAUUUAAUGCAUUUUAUUAAAAGCAUAAUUUUAUUUACUUGUACAGUAAUCCAUAAACCAUUAAAUAAUGUCUAGCUCAGCAGCUAGCCAGGCACCACAAAAUAGAGGUCACUGGGGCUAGGGACUUCUGUCUUUUUUUUUUUUGGUUAAUUCAGCCAUGUCCAACUCAUUGUGUCCCCAUUUGAUGUUUUCUUGGCAAAAAUACUGGAGUGAUUUGCCACUUCCUUCUCUAGCUCAUCUUACAGAUCGAUAAAACAGGCAAACAAGAUUAAAUGAUUUGCCUAGUGUAAUAUAGCUAUUAAAUCUAGACUUGAACUUGGGUCUUCUUGACUCCGGGUCCAGUACUUUUAUCUAGCCACCUGACUCCCCACCAUUGUCCUUUGCCUACCCUCAUAGUUUUCCUUGCCCUCAUUGCACUGAAGCUGCCUGACUCCCUAAAGGAGGAAUAAACUUUUAGUGUUUCAAUUCCACUCCCAUCUCAGUUUCCUGAGGAACGGUUACAUAUUUGGCUCUAAUCUAAGGGGUCAUUCUAGCAGGGGAGAAGAGGAAGGCAAAAAAGAUAUCCAGUGAAACAAGUAUGAGGCUGAACAAAUUGUGGUAUCUGUUGGUGAUGGAAUACUAUUGUGCAAAAAGGAAUAAUAAAGUGGAGGAAUUCCAUGGGGACUGGAACAACCUCCAGGAAGUGAUGCAGAGCGAGAGGAGCAGAACCAGGAAAACAUUGUACACAGAGACGGAUACACUGUGGUAUAAUCGAACAUAAUGGACUUCUCCAUUAGUGGCACUGCAGUGAUCAUGAACAACUUGGAGGGAUCUACGGGAAAGAACACUAUCCACGUUCAGAGGAAAAACUGUGGGAGUAGAAACCCAGAAGAAAAACAACUGCUUGAUUACAUGGGUUAAGGGGGAUGUGGCUGGGGAUUUUGACUCUAAAUGAACAUCUUAGUGCAAACACCAACAACACAGAAAUAGCUUCUGAUCAAGGACACAAGUAAAAUCCAGUGGAAUUACACAUCAGCUACUGGGGGGGGGGGGAAUAUGAUUCUUGUAACCAAGGAAUAAUCUUCUAAAUUAGCAAAAUAAAAUUAAAAAAUAUUUGGGGAUAUUUGGGGAUCUAUAUUUGUUGGGGAUUUAUUGUCUGUUAGUUUAUAAAGGAUGGUGAGUUUCUGAUAUAUACCUAUGCAAUUAAAAUUAAAAAAAGAAACAUGUAUGAGACAGGCAGUUAUUUCCACACAGAAAUGAGAAUAUUAAGCAGUAAAGAAAUAGAGAAUGAACACAAUACAUUCAGAAGGUAGUUUUUAAACCUUGGUACAUUUCCCACUGGGCUACUCAUAUGGUAUUUUACAUUUCACCUCCCAUGAAUACAGACCAAUAAUGCAAUCAGGCUUUUUGUUUCCCAUUGGUUUCUUUUGGGGGCAAGUUUCCCUGGAGCUAGUCUAUCUCUACAGCUGUUUCCAAUACAACUGCUGGGCUGUUCUGGUGCCAGGGAAAGGAGAAGACACCAGCUGCCUUGGGAGUUCAUAAAGCCUUCUACCAAAGGAAAGAAGAAACAAGGGGCAGCUUUAUCCCAUAUAGAGUUUAGCAGAGGAAAGAACAUCUCUCAGGCGACUGGGAAAAAGCAGAGAAUUAGUAAAUAGUCAAAAUCACUCUUUAAACAUGGGAAAAGGGGUUAAAUGCAAUAGUAGGUCUCGACACAGAGCUGCGCACCACACCCAACUGCACAGAGUCCGAGGAUUGAGCUCUGGCUGCUCUGGACACUUGACCCCUGGGAGCAUCACCCUGCUAGAUGACCACUCCAAGGAACAAAAGAAUUUGGGGAACCUCUAUAGUGUUUGGAGGAAAACCAGGAGCAGGGAAAGAUGAUUGACAUCACUAUAGCUACAAAGGAAAUGGGAGUUUUCAAACUACACUUGACAGGAUACAAUCAAGCUUGGGAAAGGAAUCAUAACUAGAGGUGAGGGUCUAAGGGAAGGGGCUGCUUACCAUGAAUACUAAAUGGGUGGUCCCUGCCCAGGUGCUGGUCUUCUUGGGAAAAGGUCUCUGAUACUAUAGGGGAGACUACCUAAAACAAAGAGGGUCCAUAGCAUAUGCUUAGUCCCACCCAAAUAGGAGUCAUUCAUCUGAAGGUCCACUAUUCAGUCUGAAACUGCUAGUCUGGGAUUCUCUUCAGGGUGGAUUCCCAGGAGAACAGGGAACAAAGACAAACUUUGGGGUCUCCAACUUACAAGCUAGUCCUGAAACUUGGGGUUCAUCAGAUCCCACUAGGCCACAAGUUUAGGGUUCCUAGAUUCCAUGUUGAAAAAGGUUAGCAGAAAGAAGAGAUUUUCCCGUUAGUAUAUCUGGACUUCUUGCUAAGUAGUCAUUUAAGAGUCAUAAUGUUUGACAGGAAAUAGAGGGUAUCCGGACAUGGAGGUGGGACAAUUGGGCACCUCCAUCACACAUCCCCAAAGAGAAGUGAAAAGAAUAAUAAAUAUAUAAAUAAUAAUAAAUUAUGUAAUUAUACAUGUGUAUAUAAGUAUAUGUCAUAACUAUAUUAUGUAUAAUGAUAUAACAUAUCAAAUAUAUAAUAUAUAUGAUUUUGUUAUUUGGUCGUGUCCUUCUGUGACUCCAUGGACUUGUCAACGUGGAAUCUAGAGGUCCCCAAAUUUGUAGCUUGGAGGGAUUUGGUGAUCCCCAGUUUAUUUCGUUUGGAGGCAGAAAGCCCAGGUUUUGACCUUGUCACAUGAGACUUCCUCCCUGAGGGAAAGUCCUACUUCACUGAUCUCAGACUAACGAUAGUAGUAGUCUCUUGGUAACCGAGGAUGAUGAUUGUCUUUGUGCAUUUUCAUCUAUGGUGUAUAGAUGAGUGUGCACAAAGACACUUGUGCGUGAAGGAGAUUUAAGUGGAAAAGUUGUUGCACAGAGACAGUCCCACUCUCUCGGCAUUGGAAGUCUGGGUCCAGUGGCAUGAAAAGUCGUUACACCUGGAGACUUCCUCAGCUGCAUUGGAUGGCCGUGUUGUCUUUUGUGCUCCAACAUGCCCUGAGCACUCCACAGUGCCUUGCUGCGUCGCCAUCUCAGCCGUUGAACCUUCUUGUUGGUUUCUUCCGCCUGUUCCACCGAAGCAGUCUUCACAUGCUGGGUGAGCAAAGUCAGGCUAAGAAUAGACCUGGAGUUAUAGCACAGUAGGUAGCAAGUUGGUCUCCUAAACAGAAGGUCCAGAGUUUGAUCCUCCAAAGGGGGAUGUGGUACAAUGGGAGAGCCUUGGAAGGCAAAAAGAGGCAUCUGAUGGGAUUAGCCAUCCCUAUUCAAAACUAACUCCAGGUCUAUUAUGAAGUAGGACUUUCCCUCAGAGAGGAACUCUCAUGUGACAAGGUCGAAACCUGGGGUUUCUGCCUCCAAAUGAAAUAAACUGGGGAUCACCAAAUCCCUCCAAGCUACAAGUCUGGGGACCUCUAGAUUCCACAUUGAUAGACCAUAUGGCUGUUUGUUUUUGUUUUUGCAAAGACACAAGUGCUUUACCAUUUCCUUCUCCAGCAGACUAAGAGGGUGUAUGAGGCAUUCUGCAGCACUAGCACCUCCAGUGAGGGUUUGCUGAACCUUUUUCUAGGCUGCUUUUCCACCAUUCAAGUCUACCUGCCCCCCAGCUCUCACCUGUGGCUCCAAAAUUCUAGAGUCUGUGCAGCAAUCACAUCUGGGUAAAACUAUGUCAACAGACAGCCGAAAACAGGUUAAGGGUAACUGACACACCUCAGUUAGGGGAUGUCUACCCCAAGCACAAGACGUCCACCCUGGGACAGACAAGGACUAUUUUUUCUGUCAGUUAUCUGUCAGAUAAACCUUACCUCCUUAUACUUGAUUGGAUUUCAGUGAUAAUGAUAGGUUUAAGAUAAUCAAUAUUGUGAUUCUAAAGUGAUUAGUAUAAAUUCCAUUCUAGUCUUAAUACAAUUAGUAGAAUUCAUUAUUUUUAUAAGGAUUUCUAACUAAAGCAUAAAAACUGCUUCUAAGGGGAUUUCCAACCCCUCCCUAAGUUUGUACUUCCCUUUAUCAUAAGAUGCUGACCAUCUGAGACUCAGAUCCCAAUUGGUGACAUCAUGCACCCUUCCCUGUUUGGAAAUAGUCAUUCCCCCACCGCCCAGACCAGAUCAGUCUGAAGUAAUGGUCAUCACUAUCUGCUUAAUAAGGGUACUGCCUUGUGAUUUGGGCCUUUAGACUAAUAUGGGCUUUCCUAAAUGAACUAACCAAUCAGCUUUGAAAUUGGGUAACUGUUUCUAAAUAAGGUCUGUAUGAUGUUAUGUCUUGUGAUAUGCCAUAGACCUUGUAUGGAAAUAUUCAUUUUGUUACUGUCCCAGGAUAUAAACCAGGUCUCUGCCACCAGGCAUUGUCUCUUGAUGGGGUCCAACAAUGUAACACAUGCAAGAGAACGCUUUUAGUGGAGGACUUGGCCCUCUUCCAAUAAAAUCUAUCUUUCUACCUUAA
Monodelphis domestica (gray short-tailed opossum) is the source of this 6657-nucleotide messenger RNA. It is a transcript of the gene PRXL2C, whose product is annotated as peroxiredoxin like 2C. The record is from RefSeq and is a predicted model, not a curated record. NCBI's taxonomy places the organism in Eukaryota, Metazoa, Chordata, Mammalia, Didelphimorphia, Didelphidae.